This is a messenger RNA of Pistacia vera, 1473 nucleotides long. RefSeq names its product putative disease resistance RPP13-like protein 1. The transcript is spliced from 2 exons. The coding region runs from base 15 to 1439 and encodes 474 amino acids. Lineage: Eukaryota; Viridiplantae; Streptophyta; Magnoliopsida; Sapindales; Anacardiaceae. The record is from RefSeq and is a predicted model, not a curated record. Gene Ontology annotation, biological process: defense response to other organism. Gene Ontology annotation, molecular function: ADP binding.
ACACCAGCAAAACCAUGGCGGUAGGGGAGCUCUUUCUUUCUGCUUUCCUUCAGGUUCUGUUUGACAGAUUAGCCUCUCCUGACGUGCUGCGUUUUGCGAGUCAAGAGGGUGUGCGAUCAAAGCUGCAAAAAUGGGAAGAAAAACUGAAGAUGAUUCAGGCAGUUCUUAAUGACGCAGAGGAGAAGCAACUGACUGACCGGGCAGUGAAAAUUUGGCUGGACGAUCUUCGAGACUUGGCAUAUGAUGUAGAGGACAUGCUCGAUGAGUUUGCCACUGAAGCUUUGGGGCGUAAAUUGAAGGCAGAACAUCAUGAAUCUAGUAGUAGCAGCAAGGUACGGAACCUCAUAAUCCCUGCUUACGUUAAAAUUAUCCAGAGUCCAAGUGCUGUUAAGUUCGAUUUUACUAUGAGGUCAAAGAUAAAAGGUAUAACUAGCCGGUUGGAAGUAAUAUGUAAGCAAAGAGUUGAGCUUGGGUUGCAAGUAGUGUGUGGAGGGACAUCAAGUUUAGGAUGGCAAAGACCACCAAGUACAUGUUUGCCUCCUGAGCCUGUUGUUUAUGGGAGAGAAGAAGAUAAAAGGAAGAUACUUGAAAUGGUGUUAAGAGAUGAGCCACGUGAUGUCAACUAUUCUGUAAUACCCAUUGUUGGAAUGGGAGGAAUUGGUAAAACCACGCUUGCUCAACUCGUGUACAACGAUAGGGAGGUCGAACAAUUCAAGCCAAGAGCUUGGGUUUGUGUCUCUGAUGACUUCGAUGUUUUGAGAAUUACGAAGGCAAUUUUAGAAUCAACCACUUUAUCAUCAUGUGAUUUGAAGGAUUUAAAUCAAGUGCAGGUUCAAUUGAACGAGGAAUUAGUUGGAAAAAAAUUCUUGAUUGUGUUAGAUGAUGUUUGGAGUAAGAAUUAUAGCUUGUGGGACAUCUUAAAACGGCCCUUUUUGGCUGGAGCACCUGGAAGUAAGAUAAUUGUGACAACUCGCAGUGUAGAUGUUGCAUUAACAAUAGGGCCAGUUAAAUAUUAUCCCUUAGAGCUUCUAUCAAACGAUGAUUGUUGGUCUGUGUUCAUGAAACAUGCAUUCGAGGGUAGAAAUAUUGAAGCAUGUCAAAUUUCAGAAUUGAUUCGCGAGAAAGUUGUUGAAAAGUGUAAAGGUUUGCCCUUGGCAGCAAGAACUCUCGGUGGUCUUCUACGUUGUAAGCAUAGAGAUGAAGAGUGGGAAGACGUGUUAAACAGUAAAAUAUGGGACUUGUCAGAAGAUAGUGACAUUCUCCCUGUACUCAGAUUAAGUUACCAUCACCUCCCAUCACAUUUGAAAAGAUGUUUUGCGUAUUGUUCAAUCUUUCCUAAGGAUUAUCAGCUCGAGGAGAAAGAGGUUGUGCUCUUGUGGAUGGCAGAAGGUCUUGUUGAACAAUCAAUAGACAAUAAACAAAUGGAAGAUUUAGGUUGAGAGACAAGCUUUAGAUUAGAGGAUGAAUCAAGAA